AUGAAUGUGUAUAUUGGACUACGUCUCGACCUGAUUGUGAGUAUCGCUGAAUCAUCGAAUGUGAAGAUGGGUACAGAGAUGAUGAACGUGGAAAACCUGUUUGAGACUGACCUGGACGUUCCUGCAACAGAAGAUGAAUGGUUGGAUACAGUGAGAUUAUAUGAACAAAAAUGGCAAUUUGAUCAUUGUUUGGGUGCUAUUGAUGGUAAACACAUUAUUAUUGAGAAACCGGCACAUAGUGGAUCUUUGUAUUAUAAUUACAAGGGAUCUUUCAAUAUAGUUUUGCUUGCAAUUGUCAAUGCAAAUUAUGAAUUCUUGUACGUACAUGCAGGCAUAAUUAUGAUGUCGAACAACACACCUUCCGACCAGGAGAUUGGUGACAAAACGAUAUCUCCAUCGGUCUUCGUAGUGAAUGGGAGCGCACAGAAGUUGGGAGACAAGUUCGGCAAAUAUUUACUCAUCACUUUAAUGGCGAAGGUCGUGUUGAUUUUCAAGAAAGGAUGA
Pieris macdunnoughi is the source of this 504-nucleotide messenger RNA. The record is from the annotation of a GenBank genome assembly. Lineage: Eukaryota; Metazoa; Arthropoda; Insecta; Lepidoptera; Pieridae.